AUGGCUCCAUUGCCAGAGAACGGCAGCUGGGACGAAAACGGCGAGCCUCUCCCGUUGCCUUCCACCUCGGUCGCCUCUCUGGCCAUUUUCUCCAUCACUUUCCUCUUGGGCUUUCCUGGAAACGGCCUGGUCAUCUGGGCCAUAGUCCUGAAGAUGAAGCGAACGGUGAACACGGUUUGGUUCCUCCACCUGGCGAUCGCCGACCUGGUCUGCUGCCUCUCCCUGCCGUUCUCCAUCGCCCAGCUGGCCCUCCACGAGCGCUGGCCUUUUGGCUGGCUCCUCUGCAAGGUUCUCCCCUCCGCGGUCAUCUUCAACAUGUUUGCCAGCAUCUUCCUCCUCACCGCCAUCAGCAUUGACCGGUGCCUCCUGGUGAUGAAACCCGUCUGGUGUCAGAAUCACCGGACAGUCAGGCUGGCGUCCGUGGUCUGCGGUGUCAUCUGGAUCCUCGCCUUCCUUUUGUGCUGCCCUUCCUUCUUCUACCGGGAGGCCCUGGAGGAUGAAUUUGGCAAUAUCAAGUGCCUCAACAACUGGGAAAUGGGGAGACAUGACGAUUACGAGUGGCUGAAAAUGGGGAGACAUGACGAUUACGAGUGGCUGAAUGAUCUGGGGGCCCUAGAGGAGACGACCCCCAUUCAAGACCCUGCUCUUUUGGUCACCGGGAGCACCUACGGCCGUGCCUUCCCAGGUGGGAAUCUGGAUCCACACCCUUCCUACCCCACUGUGAACACCACGGUGCCCUUGUCUGCAUCACACCGUGAUAGAGUCAAGACAGAGGCAGAUUUAUUGAUGAGGGAGGUUACUGCUGCUCCUUCCAGGCCAAAGGGGUUUCCCAGGGUCCAUCCGAGUUUAGCUACAGCCAGCAUCUCCCCAUUCCCUGAAACCCAACCGCCUGGCGUCUUCGUGUCCACCACCAUCACCAGAGCCACGUUUGGCUUCCUCCUGCCUUUUGCGAUCAUGGCCACCUGCUACGCUCUGAUUGCCUGGAAGAUGCUCAGGAAGCCCUUCGUGGGACCUCGCAGGAAGGCCCUGCAGGUGAUCCUGCUCGUGGUGGCCUCUUUCUUCCUCUGCUGGGCUCCCUACCACGUCACCGGGCUGCUCUUCCUCCUGGCUGCCCCCCAAACGCCACUUCACCAGGCCCUGCUGUGGUGGGACAGUGUGUCCGUCGCACUCGCUUACGCCAACAGCUGCAUCAAUCCUCUUCUCUACGUCUUCGUGGGGCAGAACUUCAGGAAGAAGGUCUGCCAGACAGUGCAGAAGAUGUUUGAGGGGGCCUUUGUGGAGCCCUCCUCGCCAGCCUUUUCCCAGGAGAAAAGCAAGACAACCACAGUGGACAACGAGGUGGAUGUUUCGGUCCUCUAA
Protobothrops mucrosquamatus (brown spotted pit viper) is the source of this 1359-nucleotide messenger RNA. RefSeq names its product complement C3a receptor 1 (gene C3AR1). NCBI's taxonomy places the organism in Eukaryota, Metazoa, Chordata, Lepidosauria, Squamata, Viperidae. Gene Ontology annotation, molecular function: G protein-coupled receptor activity; complement component C5a receptor activity; complement component C3a receptor activity. Gene Ontology annotation, cellular component: plasma membrane. Gene Ontology annotation, biological process: phospholipase C-activating G protein-coupled receptor signaling pathway; positive regulation of cytosolic calcium ion concentration; inflammatory response. The record is from RefSeq and is a predicted model, not a curated record. The transcript has a single exon. The coding region runs from base 1 to 1359 and encodes 452 amino acids.